AUGACGUCCUCUAGCACCGAACAAGCGCCGGUCAAACUUCUUUCGAUAGAUGGCGGGGGGGUUCGGGGGCUUUCUGCCUUGGUACUCUUGGAGCAGCUGAUGGAUUUAUCAAAUAACGAGCGAGAAAAACGGAACCUCCGGCCUCAGGAACCAUGGGAGAUGUUUGAUAUGAUUGGGGGUACUAGCACAGGAGGCCUAAUUGCGGUUAUGCUUGGACGAUUGCGAAUGUCCAUCAAAGACUGCAAGGACGCAUACGUGAAUCUCGCAGAACGUGCCUUCACAGAGAUGAAUUUUAUAGAUCGAGUGAAGGGUACUAUCAAUGUCGGACCUCGAUUUGAAACUCAGCCUCUGGAGGAUGCUAUCAAAGGAAUUAUUGGUGACAAAUGGGCAACAAGCCUCCUUAAAGAAGAUCCCAAGAACAUUGACUGUCGAGUCUUUGUCGUAGCUCACCUUCAACAAACCAAUGAAGUGGCCAUAUUGAGAAGCUACCGAAACUUGCUUCGACCGAAGGCUGAGCUCGAAACAAUGCAUAUCUGGCAAGCCUGCCGGGCGACAUCAGCAGCGCUAACCUACUUUGAGCCGAUCGAGGUCGAUGGCACCACAUACUCUGAUGGUGGCCUUCUAUAUAAUAACCCUGUCCAACUUGUUCAUAUUGAGGCAGGUGAAGUGUUUGAGGGAAGAGACCAACUCAUCGUCAGUGUGGGCACUGGCCUUGAGAAAAUUAUGAAAUUCCAACCGUCUCUUGCCACGGUCGCCACAGACUUAGCACGUCUCGCAUCGGAAACAGAAAGAACUGCCGAUGAUUUCUUCCGGAAGGAUGGGGCAAAGGCUGCGGAGGCUGGCAGGUAUUUUCGUUUCGAUGUACCUGGGCUUGGCGAUAUAGGACUCGAGGAGUCCAAGAAGCUGCGUGACAUAAAGAGGCUGACCGAGCGCUAUAUAAACUAUGGGGAAGUGGGGCGUAAGAUCUAUCGGUGUGCUAAGGAAGUCGCAGUUGAAAGCUCCUCCCCCGAUGUCGAGCCGAAUCCAGACCCGAACACCGACCCGGGAUACGUCUCCGUUCUCUACGGCGGUUUCCGAGGGCGCGCAGGCUCUUUCCGGAUGUCGCUAGCGGACAUCGAAAGUGACAAGCAGCUCUUCCUUCAGAUGCGUGCAGCAUAUGCCAAGCGGCAGCACCGCCUGUGGAGGAGAGACUUGCCACAUCCAUGGACGAUGGCUUGGCUCUCUUGGUUCGAUGUGAAGCGACUUGAAUUCGUCGAGGUAGUUCAGCGCUAG
Molecule: messenger RNA, 1272 nt
Organism: Penicillium daleae
Lineage: Eukaryota; Fungi; Ascomycota; Eurotiomycetes; Eurotiales; Aspergillaceae
Product: acyl transferase/acyl hydrolase/lysophospholipase
Exons: 5
Coding region: 1-1272 (423 amino acids)
Biological process (GO): arachidonate metabolic process
Cellular component (GO): membrane
Source: RefSeq, a predicted model, not a curated record